Molecule: messenger RNA, 519 nt
Organism: Rosa rugosa (rugosa rose)
Lineage: Eukaryota; Viridiplantae; Streptophyta; Magnoliopsida; Rosales; Rosaceae
Product: DEAD-box ATP-dependent RNA helicase 10-like
Exons: 6
Coding region: 1-519 (172 amino acids)
Source: RefSeq, a predicted model, not a curated record
AUGGUUUUUACUGAACAAUGCGCCACAACACCCUUUUUGGCUUAUACGCUUCAAAAUCUUGGAAUCAGGGCCAUCCCUCUUCAUGGUGAUAUGAGCCAGCAAAAAAGACUUGGAGCCUUAAACAUGUUCAAAUCUCAACAGUAUGAUGUACUUGUCAGCACUGAUGUGGCAAGUAGAGGAUUGGAUAUUCCGUCAGUGGAGAUGGUUAUUAAUUAUGAUAUUCCCAAGAACACUAAGAAUUAUGAUAGGGUAACAGUAGGAAGAACUGCUCGAGCUGGAGAAUCCGGGGUUGCAAUCACUUUCUUGAGUAGUAUACUUGACUUACCAGGGUAUUUCCAGAUAGAAUGGCUUAUUGGCAAUAAGUCACCUUUAUAUCCUGAUCCAGCCAAAGAAGCUUUACCAUUUUUGGAAAGUGUCAGAGAGGCUAAAAGAUUGGCCACCUCGAAAAUGAAAGAAAGUGGAGGCAACUCAGGCAAGAAGAGAAAGUGGGGAGAAAACAAUGACGAGGAUGAUAACUAA